UGCUGCCCAUCUCCAUUCCUCCCCAUUCCUGCCCAGCCUCAACCAGAGAACAGUUUCAUUUGUGGCUUCCUCGCUUCUUUGUUGCAUCUCCAGAAAUGGGGUCCUGGGCAUUGCUUAGUGCCUUUCUUCUGACCUUCAUUCAUGGUAUCUCUUGCCAAACGUGCCUUUGUGCCAGUGGCUUUUGUGAGCCUGGCUGGGUGCAGUAUAUGGACGCCUGUUAUAAAAAUGAGAAGCAACCAAAGAACUGGAAUGAUGCUGAGAUGGCUUGUCAGAGUUAUGGCACGAAUGCCCACCUCGCCUCCAUCCACAGCGGAGAAGAAAAUGACUUCAUUUUUCAUCUGAUGGGACAGCCACUGGAUUACACCAAAGGAAAGGCUUACUGGAUUGGUGCUCAUGACACUUUCAAGGAGGGAAACUUUGUGUGGACAGAUGGUUCCAGUUUUGAUUUCCAGACAUUUCCUCCUAAUCAGCCUGAUGGACUGGCUGGAGAACACUACCUGGGUUCCUGGCAUUUGGAAAAUGGACAUGUCACCUGGAAUGACUAUGUUGUCUCAUGGAAAUUCCCAUCUGUUUGCAAGUACUACUUGAGAAAUGGUAGGUGCUGUGCCUCCUACGCCUGAUACGGAGUCCCUCUCAAGGAAAAAGGGACAGAGAUAACUUCACUCCGGCUCCAUAGAUUGGGUUGAAAUCUUUCUUCUUUCUCUAACAGCCACAUUGACUUGUGCUUCUCUGUGGAUCAUUUCUGAAAACAUGACAAGAUUGUGAAGAAUGAUUUUUCAAAUACAACCCCAUGUACUGAAUCUAAAGCUAAAAUGUGUGAAAAUUAAACUCCUUUUCCCUAAUUGCUAGUGAGCCUUAUCUAGUCUAGGUCUAGAUCCAUAACAAAAGUAAAAGUAUGUAUGUGGCUGGGGCUCCCACUCCCAUAAACAACUAUGACCUCCCCCAGUGAGGAGCCACCAAAGACCCUCCUUCCAAUGACACUGAAGGUUAUAGACAGCACUGUCAAUAUGUUCAAGAGCUGGCAACCCCUACCAUUGUCCUCCACAAACACAAUACUGCCCAUCACCCAAGUGAAUUAAUACAGAGAC
Anolis sagrei ordinatus is the source of this 1088-nucleotide messenger RNA. RefSeq names its product C-type lectin LmsL-like. The record is from RefSeq and is a predicted model, not a curated record. Gene Ontology annotation, molecular function: signaling receptor activity. NCBI's taxonomy places the organism in Eukaryota, Metazoa, Chordata, Lepidosauria, Squamata, Anolidae.